Molecule: messenger RNA, 666 nt
Organism: Humulus lupulus (European hop)
Lineage: Eukaryota; Viridiplantae; Streptophyta; Magnoliopsida; Rosales; Cannabaceae
Exons: 4
Coding region: 25-666 (213 amino acids)
Source: RefSeq, a predicted model, not a curated record
AGGUUGAAGCUAAUUGUUGUUAAUAUGUGUAAUAGCAAGAUCUCCAAGUUAGAAGAAGAGCAACAGAAUAUGAAGCUCAAAAUGACUGAAAUGAUGAAUCUACUUAAAGAACACUUGGUGGUUGGUGGUAAAGCGAUACCAAGCGAAGGACAAUCUCGCAAUGUACCGCAGUCAAACAAUAUUCAUUCCCCUAAGAGUAUUGCACUAGAAAAAAGACAUAACUUUACAGAAGGGAAGAAUGCUUGCUACUUGCUUGACUGGGCAGAUGUAAUUGUUGAUGAAGGUCGUUGGGAUUCUAGUGAUCCAAAGUUAACUGUACAUGGAAAGCCUCUUGGACCAGACUUUAUGCGAGUAUGGGUUGAUGAGGUGGUAUCCCAGACUCUGGAUGUAGCUACAAUGAAUUGGGAAGAAUUCAGGGGUGUAUUUAAUGAGAAGUACUACAAUGAUGCAGUUAGAAUUGCAAAGGCAUAUGAGUUUACUAGACUAGUUCAGGGCAACAUGACCGUGACUGAAUACGCCCUGAAGUUUGAUAGGUUGGCCAAGUUUGCAUCUGACUUGGUGCUAAUCAAAGCUUUUAGGAAGGAGAGGUUUGUCCGUGGAUUGAACCCCAUGAUCGCAUGGGAUGUCAAGAUUACCUUGGUUCUUGGAGUUACUACAUAUGCUUAG